UUCCUGGUCGGUGGCUCCCAUGCUGGUCUCCGAUGUUCAGGAAGUGGUGUCAGCAGAGACUGAGCUGCACCCUUUCUUUGGACAGAUGGCAGGAGAAGAGAACUUCAAGGAAGAGCUCAGAUCCCAGGAUGCUUCCAGGAACUUGAACCAGCAUGAGGCAGCAGGGCAUCCACAUUCCUGGUCUCUGGAGAUGCUGUUACACAGAUUGAGGGCUGACCACACCAAGCAGGAUGACAAGUUUGCCAACCUCCUGGAUGCGGUGGGGGAGUUUGGCACAUUCCAGCAGAGGCUAGUGGCCCUCACCUUUAUCCCCAGCAUCAUGUCAGCCUUCUUCAUGUUUGCUGACUACUUCGUGUUCACAGCCCAAAAGCCCUAUUGCAACACCAGCUGGAUCCUGGCAGUGGGCCCCAACCUGUCUGAAGCUGAGCAGCUGAAUCUGACCAUACCCCGAGCACCCAACGGCAGUUUCCUGAUGUGCCUCAUGUACCUUCCUGUGCCUUGGAAUCUGGAUUCUAUCAUCCACUUUGGCCUCAACGACACAGACAAAUGCCGAGAUGGGUGGAUCUAUCCUGACGCUAAGAAGAGAUCGCUGAUCAAUGAGUUUGACUUGGUAUGUGGCGCGGAGACAAAGAAGGACACUGCACAUAUCAUGUUCAUGGCAGGACCCCUGAUAGGCUCUCUCAUCUUCGGGCUCAUAACUGACAAGAUAGGCCGCUACCCUGCCAUCCUGCUGUCACUGCUGGGGCUGAUCAUCUUCGGCUUUGGGACAGCCUUCGUGAACAGCUUUCACCUGUAUUUGUUAUUUCGCUUUGGCAUCUCACAGUCAGUGGUGGGCUACGCCAUCAGCAGCAUUUCUCUGGCCACUGAGUGGUUAGUGGGCGAGCACCGGGCCCAUGCCAUUAUCCUGGAACACUGCUUUUUCGCUGUUGGGGCCAUGUUGCUGACGGGGAUCGCCUACAGUCUUCCCCACUGGCGGCUGCUGUUUCUGGUGGGUGGGGUACUUGCGGUCCCCCUCAUCUCCUAUAUCUGGAUUCUCCCAGAGUCCCCACGGUGGCUGAUGAUGAAAGGGAAGGUGAAGGAGGCCAAGCAGAUGCUGUGCUACGCUGCAAGUGUGAACAAGAAGACCAUUCCUUCAAAUCUGCUGGACGAGGUGCAGCUGCCCAGAAAGAAGGUGACUCAGGCCUCUGUCCUGGACUUCUGUAAGAAUAGGCAGCUCUGCAAGGUGAUCUUGGUGAUGAGCUGCGUGUGGUUUACCGUCAGUUACACCUAUUUUACGUUGAGCCUGAGAAUGAGAGAGCUGGGCGUGAGCGUCCACUUCAGACAUGUGGUCCCCAGCAUCAUGGAGGUGUCUGCCCGGCUGUGCUGCAUCUUUCUUCUCCAGCAGAUUGGGAGGAAGUGGAGCCUGGCUGUGACUCUCCUCCAAACCAUCAUCUGGUGCUUGCUUCUCCUUUUCCUCUCUGAAGGGGAGGAUGGCUUCAGACUCAGGCGGCCACGUUGUCCGGCCACAGAGCGGAAAUCCAUGACGAUCUUGAUGCUCACACUUGGAGAGUUCAGCCUGGCUGCCACUGUCACCGUGUUCUUCCUCUACACCGCUGAGCUCCUCCCCACCGUGCUCAGGGCGACAGGUCUGGGGCUGGUGUUUCUGGCCUCGGCGGCUGGAGCCAUCUUGUCUCUGACAAUCAUCAACCAGACCCCCUCCCUCCUGCCCAUCUUUCUCUGCUGCAUCUUAGCCAUCGUGGCCUUUUCCCUCUCCUUCCUGCUACCGGAAACGCGAGAUCAGCCCCUCUUCCACAGCCUGGAGCACUCCCCACAGAUGAGGAAUAAGGUCAAGGACAUGACGACUGAGGAUACGUCAUCUGAUGAUAUGUCGUCUGAUGAUAUGUCUGAGGAAGCGGCCAAGAACGUCAUUCUCAAUGCCCAGAUCCUGAGAUUGGACCCAUACCCUGUCUCCAAACCUGCCUUGGAGCAAUAAAGAGGAAGCAAACAUUCAGGCUCCCCAAGGGCCAGGCCCCCAGACCAUCUUGGGUUGGAAUUGAGUGGCCAAGUAUGGGGUUGUGGAUUCCAGGCCACAGAUUCCAGGCCCAGUUCAGUCUGUGGGGCAGGAUCAGUCCUGCUCCCGGACCAGCCCUUGACAUUAAAAAAAAUGGCCCCCCUUCUGCGGGAGCUCUGCUGUGAUUCAUUCCAAUAAAGGUACAAUGUUGGUCUUGA
Rhinopithecus roxellana (golden snub-nosed monkey) is the source of this 2208-nucleotide messenger RNA. It is a transcript of the gene SLC22A14, whose product is annotated as solute carrier family 22 member 14. Lineage: Eukaryota; Metazoa; Chordata; Mammalia; Primates; Cercopithecidae. The record is from RefSeq and is a predicted model, not a curated record. Gene Ontology annotation, biological process: transmembrane transport. Gene Ontology annotation, cellular component: membrane. Bases 20 to 1972 code for a protein of 650 amino acids. The transcript is spliced from 10 exons. Gene Ontology annotation, molecular function: transmembrane transporter activity.